Messenger RNA from Thermothelomyces thermophilus ATCC 42464, 1176 nucleotides. RefSeq lists its product as uncharacterized. Lineage: Eukaryota; Fungi; Ascomycota; Sordariomycetes; Sordariales; Chaetomiaceae. The coding region runs from base 1 to 1176 and encodes 391 amino acids. The record is from RefSeq and is a predicted model, not a curated record. The transcript is spliced from 3 exons.
AUGGGCUUGUGGGAGGUCGAGGACUACGGCAAGGUUGCCGACCGGGCGUGCUGGGCGAUGUUUGCCGUCUUGACAGUGGUCGUCUCGCUCCGCGUCUUCACCCGAGUCUAUUACACGAGAGCGAGAGGGGGCGGGCUGGGCAUCGACGACUACAUCACGCUCGGCUGUCUCGUCGUCUUCCUGGUUACCUGCAUCUUCAUCACCAUCGGGUCGCGCCACGGCCUCGGCAGGCACUACACGACGCUGGCGCCCGAGGACGCGACGGAGGCGCUCAAGUGGAACGUCAUCGUCAGCGCCGUGCUGAUCUGGUCCUUCUCGCUGCCCAAGUUCGCCAUGAUCUCGACCCUGCAGCGGAUCCUCAGCCCCGGCACCAAGACCAAGGUCGUCUUCUGGGCGCUCGCCCUCUCCUCGCAGGCCUGCAUCCUGGCCACGUCGGUCUGGUGGUUCAAGCAGUGCGACCCGGUCGAGUACGGAUGGGACCGCACCAUCCCGGGCGGCUCCUGCGCCCCCGUCAGUGUCAUGGCGAACCUGGGCUACUUCACCUCGGCCUACUCGGCCUUCCUCGACGUCUUCUUCGCCCUCUACCCCAUCCCCUUCAUCAUGCGCCUCAACAUGCCGCUCAAGACGCGCAUCGCCGUCGCCGUCGCCCUGGGGCUGAGCGUCCUGGCCUGUGUCGUCUCCAUCUACAAGCUCGCCAUCUUUGGCCAGAUCUUUGAGAUUCUGGCCAAGGAUCCGACCUAUUCGGUACCGUACCUGGACAUCCUCGGCGUGGCAGAGGGGACCAUUCUUAUCGUGUGCGCGUCCCUCCCGACGCUGGGACCGCUAUACAAGGCGGCCAGGGGGCGGAUCAGCAGCGCCACCGGCGGGGGCAGCGGCGGCGGGAGCAGCAGCAAGCAGCUCUCGGGGAGGCAGCUCGGGGGCAGCCAGGCCACGUCGGUCCGGGGCGGUGGCGGUGGCGGCGGCGGCGGCAGCAGGAACCGCGACUGGGACGGCGUCAGGGGCCACAAGCUCGAGUCGGACGCCGAGGAGUCGUCGAGCCUGCACCUCCGCCCCAGCUUCGACGCCAUCCCGCUCGUCACCACCGCCCAGGCCAGAGGCAUGACGGACGAUCCGGAAGGCGGCGGGAUCCACAGGACCUUGGAGGUCUCGGUAUCGUCGGAAACGAAGAGCUAUUGA